Messenger RNA from Fragaria vesca subsp. vesca, 3207 nucleotides. Its product is annotated as TMV resistance protein N-like. Lineage: Eukaryota; Viridiplantae; Streptophyta; Magnoliopsida; Rosales; Rosaceae. The transcript has 5 exons. The record is from RefSeq and is a predicted model, not a curated record. Gene Ontology annotation, biological process: defense response; signal transduction. The coding region runs from base 1 to 3207 and encodes 1068 amino acids. Gene Ontology annotation, molecular function: ADP binding; protein binding.
AUGGCGAUGAGCAUCCAAGUUAGAGCCUCCACCGGUUCAGCUUUGCCAUGGAAAUACGACGUGUUUUUGAGCUUCAGAGGCGCAGACACCCGCAAGGGCUUCACAGAUUACUUAUACAAAGAGUUGCAGCGGCAAGGAAUCAUGACGUUCAGGGACGAUCCACAACUUGAAAGAGGCACGGUCAUCUCUCCGGAGCUACUCACUGCAAUCGAGCAAUCCAGGUUUGCGGUCGUUGUUCUUUCGCCAAAGUACGCAACUUCUACGUGGUGCUUGCUUGAACUGUCUAAGAUUCUUGAUGCAUGGAAGAGAGAGGGGCGAAUUCUGCCAAUGUAUGAAACAGAGCUUAUCAGAGACAUUGUGCAUGUACUCUGGAGCAGAGUGCAUCCUAGUCUCACUGUAUUUGGGUCCUCAGAGAAGUUAGUUGGAAUGGAUACUAAGCUGGAGGAAAUAGAUGUUCUUUUAGAUAAAGAAGCAAAUGAUGUUCGCUUUAUAGGGAUAUGGGGGAUGGGUGGGUUGGGUAAGACAACCCUUGCUAGACAAGUUUAUGAGGGAGUCUCUCAUCUAUUUGAAGUUUGCAUAUUUCUUGCUAAUGUCAGAGAGGUUUCCGCAACUCAGGGUCUUGUUCAUCUACAAAAACAAAUUCUUUCCCAGAUCUUGAAGGAAGAAAAUGUUCAAGUAUGGAAUGUUUAUAGUGGAAUCACUAUGAUAAAGAGAUGUUUUUGUAAUAAAGUGGUUCUUCUAGUUCUUGACGAUGUGGAUCAAUCCGAGCAACUGGAAAACUUGGUGGGAGAAAAAGACUGGUUUGGUUCAAGAAGUAGAAUCAUCAUUACAGCUAGAGAUCGGCAUGUCCUAGUCGCAUACGGUGUAGAAAAACCAUAUGAGUUGAAGGGAUUAAACGAAGAUGAAGCUCUUCAACUCUUUAGUUGGAAAGCUUUUAGGAAAUAUGUGCCUGAAGAAGAUUAUGCCGAACUCUCUAAAAGUUUUGUCAUGAAUGCUGGAGGUCUCCCCUUAGCUCUUAAAACUUUGGGGUCUUUCUUGUACCAAAGGAGUCCAGAUGCAUGGAAUUCUGCAUUGGCAAAACUACGGAGUACUCCAAACAAAACAAUUUUCGAUUUGCUAAAAGUGAGUUAUGAUGGACUUGAUGAGAUGGAGAAGAAAAUUUUUCUGGACAUCACAUGUUAUUCCUCGCAAUGUCGAGCCAAGUUUAUUAUUGAACUACUAUAUAGUUCUGACGUUUGCAAUCGAAUUGCAAUAGAUGUUCUUGUUGAGAAAUCUCUCUUAACUAUUUCAUCAGACAAUGAAAUAGGUAUACAUGAUUUGAUACAAGAAAUGGGAUGUGAAAUUGUUCGCCAAGAGUCUUAUGAAGAGCCUGGUGGCCGCAGUCGGUUGUGGCUUCGCAACGACAUUUUUCAUGUAUUCACAAAGAAUACGGGAACAGAAGCCAUUGAAGGCAUAUUGUUAUGCUUGGCUGACUUAGAAGAGGCAUAUUGGAAUCUUGAGGCCUUCUCUAAAAUGCGUAAACUGAGGCUGCUCUACAUUCAUAAUUUAAGGCUUUCUCUUGGCCCCAAAUAUCUUCCUAAUGCCUUGAUAAUUCUGAAUUGGAGUCGGUAUCCUUCAAAAUCUCUCCCACCAGCUUUUCAACCGGAUGAACUUACCGAACUUAGUUUGGUGCAUAGCAAUAUUGAUCACCUCUGGAAUGGAAUAAAGUACUUGAGCAAGUUGAAAUCUAUCGAUCUUAGUUACUCCGUAAACUUGACAAGGACCCCAGAUUUCACAGGUACUCCAAAUCUUGAGAAGUUGGUUCUUGCAGGUUGUACGAGUUUAGUUAAGAUCCAUCCAUCCAUUGCAUUGCUCAAGAGACUCAAAAUUUGGAAUUUUAGAGACUGCAUAAGUAUCAAGAGUCUACUGAGUGAAGUGCAUAUGGAGUUUCUUGAAACAUUUGAUGUAUCUGGCUGCUCAAAACUGAAAAGGAUUCCGGAAUUUUUGGGGCAAAUGAAAAGAUUAUCGCUAUCUUUAGGUGGGAGUGCUGUUGAGAAACUGCCUUCAUCAAGUGAGCACUUGAGUGAGAGUCUGGUGAAACUUGAUUUGAAUGGAAGUGUUAUAAGAGAGCAGCCGUGCUCCCUUUUUCUUAAGCUGCAGAAUCUCAUGGUAUCAUCUUUUGGCUUCUUUCCAAGAAAGAGUCCUCACCCUUUGAUUCCUCUAUUAGCUUCCUUGAAGCAUUUCUCUUGUUUGAGGGAAUUAAAUCUGAACGACUGUAAUCUCUGUGAGGGAGAUAUUCCCAAUGAUAUUGGUUCUCUGUCCUCCUUACAGAAGUUGGAACUCAGAGGAAACAAUUUUGUAACUCUUCCGAGCAUUCAUUUGCUUUCUAAGCUUUAUUAUAUUGAUGUAAGGAAUUGCAAAAGGCUUCAACAAUUGCCAGAACUUCCGGUAAAUCAGCAGUUCUCUGUGCGAGCCGACAAUUGUACUUCGUUACAAGUGUUUCCAGAACCAUCAUAUUUGUGCCCAUCUUGGUUUUCACUCACUGGCAUCAAUUGCUCGAGUACGGUCGCUAAUCAAUAUGCUAGUUAUUUUUUGUAUUCAGCGCUAAAGCGGUUGAUUGAGGUUCUCUCUCAGUGUGAUAUGAUGGUUGGUACGGUACAGGUAACCCCUCUUUCUUACUAUUUCGAGUUGGCAAUUCCUGGAAGUGAAAUUCCUGUGUGGAUCAGUAAUCAAAGUGUGGGAGACUCGGUGACUGAGAAGUUGGAUGCAAGUAAUAGCAAGUUGAUUGGAUUUGCUGUAUGUGCUCUAAUUGUACCUCAAGAAAAUCCGUCUGCACACCGUGGUGUAGAUCCUGGUAUCUGUCUAAUUUCGUGGUGGUGGAAGAAAAGCAAUAGAGGAGGGGGUCUUUCUUUCGGUUUGAGUCAAAUUGUUUCAGAUCACCUUUUGUUAGUUGUUGCGCCGUCCAUUGACUAUAUAGAGGACCCGUGGCCUGAAGUUACGUUUGACUUCGAAAUCUAUGGAGGAAACAACAGAUGCAUGAAGGUGAAGAAAUGUGGGGCCCGUGCACUGUACCAGCACGACAUGGAAGAGCUGAUCAGUAUAAUGAACCAAUCCAAGAGCAGCAUUUCUCUUUACGAGGCUACGGAUGAACAAGAAGGUGCCAUGGUUACGGCAACAACAAGCAGAAAUGGUGCCUCUGAUGACGAAUAUUACUCUGCAGAAGAAUGA